Messenger RNA from Trichoderma aggressivum f. europaeum, 2145 nucleotides. RefSeq lists its product as uncharacterized. The transcript is spliced from 3 exons. The record is from RefSeq and is a predicted model, not a curated record. Gene Ontology annotation, biological process: nuclear inner membrane organization. Gene Ontology annotation, cellular component: chromosome, centromeric core domain; microtubule organizing center attachment site; nuclear inner membrane. The coding region runs from base 1 to 2145 and encodes 714 amino acids. Lineage: Eukaryota; Fungi; Ascomycota; Sordariomycetes; Hypocreales; Hypocreaceae.
AUGGUGCACCUGAGGGGGAGGCUGCUGACCUGCUUCUAUUGCGGGAAGCGGUCAUCCACCAGAUACGAUGGCCACAUACGCGACUUUCUCUGCACAUAUUGCGAGGCGAGAAACUAUCUGGACGAGUAUGGCGAUGUCACCGACCCUCCAGCCCUCGAAUCUUCCACACCAAAGCGAUUCGUCAAACAAUUACCAUCCCAACCACUCUCACCCACGAACAGCGUUUUCUGCGAAAAGUGUCUAAAGAACCAACGCCUAUUUACCAGAUCAUUGGCGCAGUAUUUCCCCGACGACCCCUCUCACCCAGAAUAUGCCGAACUGGAUCGCAAAUACUAUCGCUACCGUAGAGACCUGGAGAAGCGCUAUCCUCAAGAAUGCGCAGACUGCAAGAAGAAAGUUGACCAACGCCUAGAGCAGGCGGGCUACACUGCAAAAACCGACCAUCUGAGACGGAUGUUGGAAAAGAGUAGAGGCAGAAGAGUUCCUAAGAGGAUGACUUCCCUUGAUGCGGCAAACACUAUAGGGCGAUGGCUGUGGUGGGGAGGCUUUAUCAUUCAGAUUGUCUGGCACUUGGUGAGCGCCUCAACCGUGCUAGACAAGCGUGAAGAGAACGGCAUGGUUGAUCCGGACGACCAGGGCACGACAAAGCAGAUGAUUGUUGCAUGGUUAAACUGGUUACGGGCUUUCCUGCCCGCUGCUGAGACGCUAAUUGGAUGGAGCAUCAGAGUUGGGUUUCUCUCUGCUUGGUGGAAUCCGUAUAUUGUGCAGCUUAUUCGUGGGUUUACACGGCACCUCUUUGGAUUCGCGCAGUGGUAUUGCUUUCAAGGCCUCAUCAUCUUCUUCCGACACAUUUUCCGCUCUGUUCUCCAUAUGCAAGGAGGCCAGGCCCAGUCCACUGGGGCGCAGCUGAGCGCGCAUUUUGCAAUGGCUUCCAUUAUGGGACUGAUCUACUAUCUUGCUAGGGGGUCUAUCAAGGUCGAUACCACACCGCUAUUUAAGAUAACCAAGAGGACGGCGUCUGCAAACCAGAAGCCUUCACCGGCGCCGAGAAGGAAAAUAAGAGAACCAAAGACUCUUGCCGAGGCUCUGACUGAUGCCCUCGAAUCGGCAAACCCGUCGCCAGUCAAAACCCCAACGCCUAUCAAAUAUCCCACUCCUCAGCGACCAAUAAACCCAUUGCCGCCUUCCCGACUCAGCAAACAGCCAUUCCAACCAAAUCAUGAUGAACUUUCUUUUGCCGGCUUCAGCAUAUCAGACAAGUCUCCUCAAAAGGGCUUUCGCGCACAGGAUGCUGAUGCGAUGGAUUGGUCCCCUCUACCGAAGCAUGCUCAAAAAUCGCAAUACCGGGCAUUUCAAGACUCCCCCGUGUCCAAACUAGGCGCGCGUCCAUUCGGCCAAUCCCCUACUCAGCCUGAUGCCGGACCAUUCUGGUACAAGGUACCGCCCGCACCGGUGAACCCAGCACAGCGAUUUCGUAACCCGCCCGGUGCUCCCCUGUUUAAGAGAGCGUUUUCAGUCGAGCCAAGGAAAGAAGAGGGCAGAUUUAGCUUCGGAAUGGGUCAUAUGGACGACAGGCGAGAAGAAAUACCGAGAGCCAGCAGUGUGGACUUUAAGAGCCCUAGCUUCUUCGCACCAGAGGGCCCUGACGAUACGGAUGCCCUGGCAGAUGCCCUUGGACAGAGCUUCAGUUUUGCCAGCGUCAUCGACGACGAAUCCGACUCUGAGAAAACCGUUGUGAACGAAGAUAUUCAGGUUGAAAUUCCCAUCCUCUCUAGUUCGCAAACCUCACACAAAUACGACCUCUACUUUUUGAUGGCCAUCCUUCCUUCUUGGUUCAUUCCCCAAUUCAUUAACACUCCUUAUGCUAGAGAAGCACGACUUGCUAUCCUAGCUAUUGCUGGCAUCAUCGCUAUCCGCAGCGUUGGAGGUGCCACACACCAGAUCUUGCGUGGUGGCGCUGACUUGUCCAGACUGGCCAUGUGCAUCGCUUCCAUGACAAGUGUGCUUGAGCUAAGUGCCAUUUGUUGGACAGGAUGGCAGCUAUGGACGAACGAGAGUGACGUUUUUCAACAUGGCGCUUCAGUGUUAGCCUUCAUGCUGGGACACCAAGAGUUGAGGGGGUUUUCUUUGAGACGGAGUUCGUGA